Messenger RNA from Rotaria sp. Silwood1, 588 nucleotides. NCBI's taxonomy places the organism in Eukaryota, Metazoa, Rotifera, Eurotatoria, Philodinida, Philodinidae. The record is from the annotation of a GenBank genome assembly.
AUGGAAGGAAUCCAGGUUGCUCAAUAUGUAAGUGAUUUAUCAGAUGAAGAAGUUUAUAAAGAAAGUAAUGAAAAACCUCAAAAGAAGAAAAAAAGAACAAAAUAUUGGGUCAAAGAAGCUGUGUUUGAUAAUGCUGGUGAAGCCGAAGCAUCACUUAAUAUAAUGAUUAAUUUAUUAUUAUCAAAUAAAAUUGAUAUUGUGAUAAGUAUUGGUUUAGUUAUUAUUAGUAUUUAUUUAUUAAAAAAAUUUUUAGUUCGUCAAUUUAUUGAGAUAAAGAAAAAUAACGUAACAAAUAUUAAUCAUGAUAAUGAUGAUGAUGAUGAUUAUUUAUUUCAAUUUAAUAUUGAUAAACGCUCAUUACGACCAUCUUAUGCAAGAUUUAUGCGUCGAAAAUUGCAACAAGAAUUAACUAAUGAUUCUUGUUUGUGUGUUAUUUGUUGCAAUGAUAGAAAAAAUAUUGUUUUAUUACCUUGUAGACAUUUAUGUGUAUGUGUAACAUGUAGUAAACAAUUGUGGAAUAAUACUCAAAAACAAACAUGUCCGAUUUGUAGAAGUCAAGUUGAUAAUCUACUUGAAAUAUUUGUUUAA